AUGUUGGGAGGAGAUAAAGAUGGGAGUAUGAAGAUUAAAAGCAGUGCUCCAUUUCCGUCUCCUGUUGCCAGUAAAGUAACAUCAUUCACUACUAAAGCAAAUGAUUCUGAGCCUGUAAGGAGAAAAUUCUUUAUUGGAAUGGAAAUAUCAUUUGAACAUUUAAAACUGGAGAAAAUUGAAACACUAAGGAGACAAGAUGAUGGAUCACUGAUAAAAGAGCGGAGAAGCAUGCAAUCCUUUAUUCCUGAAGAAGGAACCAAAGCAUUUGACUUCUUUCAGAAAGUUGUGGAUGCAACUGAAACAUGGUUCAGCCUCUUCGGGUGGCUCCAAGGGCCCAAUUCAAUCUCUAUACCAGAGAGCGUAAGAAGGGCUGUGCAUAAAAUACUGUUCUUCCAAACAGAACCAUUGCCAAAAAAUGAUAAACAAAAAGAUUUUGCUAAGUAUAAUCGAACUAUUUAUGAUAUGCUGCUUAACUUGAGUGGAAAACUGCUACCUGGAGUUAAUUCAACCCAGUCUCUACCUGUGGAUAAAACUGAACGAUUGAUGCAACUGCAUUUGCAGCACACGUCACUUCUCAAUUUUCUUAAUACACAAGGGGCCUGUAUUGCUCAUGUAUUACCAGAAUUUCUGCUAGAACCAGAAGAUUAUAAGAAAUGGAUUGAAAUUGCAUCUUCUGAUACAAGGCCAUCAACUUCUGGUGCACCUAAAGAGAAGAACCGUCUUAUUAUAGAUAUCACUGACUUUGAAGCCUUGAGUAAACGGGCCUGGACAGAUGUACUACUCCAGAUAUACAAGGUGUUGAUUUUAUCUCGAGUUGCCCCACACAGUCCCAAAGCUACACCUGGUAUACAAGUGCAAAAUGCACCAAAAAUCAACCCUUGUUUUGUAACUAGCAACGUAUAUUCUGCUGCUGAAAGGAUUUUGCUUAGUUGGUUGAAUACAAAUUAUGAGAAUACCCGACAUGCUGUAUGGAAGAACUGUCGUACAGGUGUCAUCCCACCUGAGAAAUGGAUAGUGAAUUUUGAUAAAGAUCUUUUAGAUGGCCUUGUUUUGGCAGCACAGAUGGCAGCCUACUGCCCAUUUUUGAUUGAUUCUCAUUUUAUAUACAUGUACACACAACCAAAGGGCCCUGAACAACAUCUGCACAAUUGUCUGGUUGUUGUAAAUGCCUUUCGUGACAUUGGAUUCAACAUGGACACACAAGCAUAUGACAUCUGCCAUCCAAACCCGGUUUUGAUGCUCAUGCUUUGUGUCUACAUGCAUGAGCGGCUUCCAGCCUACCUUCCCAGGAAGGUAGUGCUCUUUCCUUGUACACUGCAUGAGACUGUAACCAAACAGAUUCUUCUGAAAAAUCCAAGCACUAAACGGCUGGUAUAUAGAACCUUCAUAGUUGGUAGAGAUGCUACCGACUUUGCACUCUUUAAAACUGGGAAGGUCGUCACCAUUUCUCCUAAGAACCAAAUUAACAUCAUGGUGAAAUUCACCAGCCGAUUUCUAUAUCCCGCUGAGGCUACGCUGCUGUUAAUUUCAAAAUCUAAGCAUGCAGAUGAGGGCACUACUAUGACUUUUGCUCUGAAAGGUGAAGUCCUCAAAUUUGCUGAGGAUUCUGAGGAUGAUGUGUCUAAUGGUGUAGAACCAUUUAAGUUUAUCCUAUAUAGAUUUCUUUCAGCUGUUGGAUAG
This is a messenger RNA of Chrysochloris asiatica (Cape golden mole), 1680 nucleotides long. It is a transcript of the gene CFAP47, whose product is annotated as calponin homology domain containing 2. Gene Ontology annotation, molecular function: protein binding. Lineage: Eukaryota; Metazoa; Chordata; Mammalia; Afrosoricida; Chrysochloridae. The record is from RefSeq and is a predicted model, not a curated record. Bases 1 to 1680 code for a protein of 559 amino acids. The transcript is spliced from 13 exons.